CUAAUUGAAAUUAACCCAAUAACAGCCGGAGCUUUGCCUUUGAUAUGAAAGCAGCGCCGGAUCUUUAAUUUAUUUUUCAGUCUUCUGAAAGCAUCCUCUCUUACUAGGCAACAGAAAUACAGGGAAUGUGAAACCAUAAGUUUUGUCCUAUUUUUUUAUUAUUAUCCCAAUUUUCUCAGUAUUAUUCUGAACCUCUCCUUUGUGGCUGGCUAUAGUGGAACUGUGUCUCUGGGUUUAUAGAUGGCAUCUCCUAAGGAAGACUGUUCUAGCAUCACUCUUGCGUUCAUGGACCUUGCUAUACAACAGGCGAAGCUUGCCUUGGAUAGCCUUGAAGUGCCUGUCGGCUGUGUGAUUGUUGAAGACGGAGAGGUUAUAGCUUCUGGAAGAAAUCGAACUAAUGAGACGCGAAAUGCUACAAGACAUGCAGAGAUGGAAGCAAUUGAUACUGUUCUUGAGAAGUGGCAGAAAAAGGGGCUCUCAAAAUCAGAAACUGCUGAAAAUUUUUCAAAAUGUAGCCUUUUUGUUACAUGUGAACCAUGCAUCAUGUGUGCAUCAGCCUUAUCAAUUCUUGGUAUAAAAGAAGUAUUUUAUGGCUGUGCAAAUGAUAAAUUUGGAGGGUGUGGAUCAAUACUGUCAUUCCAUUCAAGCAACUCUAAUCCUGUCACCAGUGGUGGACUUCCACAAGGAAAGGAUUUCAAAUGCAGUGGAGGAAUAAUGGCAUCUGAAGCAAUAUCUCUUUUCCGCAGCUUCUAUGAGCAAGGGAACCCUAACGCUCCAAAACCUCACAGGCCUCUCAUUUUGCCAGAAACACAAUGAUUUUUUUGGAUGCAUUGCUAUUUUGCUGUGGGAGGGCUUGAAGAAAAUGUUCAGCUUUAUUUUGACUUGAAAUUCUCAAUUCAGUUUUGCCAUUUCUACACAAAUUAGAUUCUUUGUAAUCUUGGGAAAAUUUUGGUUGUCUUCUACCUUUACAGAUUCUGAACAUUAAGCUUCAGGACCCAUAAUGUGUCCAUUGAUUAUUAUGGUUGAGGUUGGAAUUUUGAUCUUUUAUGUUAUAUAUUUGGUUUGUGAUAUGAAGUUGUAAUGGUAUUGAAUUCUGUAAAAUAAGAAGGUAUUUUGGUGAUUUGAAAAAUUCCAUUGGUUUUUGAAUGUAUAAUAAGUCUUAAACUUAGAAAUGAUGAAGCAUCUUGUAUGGCAUUAUAGUAUAUAAAAAAUAAAAAAGAUUAAUGACA
Molecule: messenger RNA, 1229 nt
Organism: Ziziphus jujuba (common jujube)
Lineage: Eukaryota; Viridiplantae; Streptophyta; Magnoliopsida; Rosales; Rhamnaceae
Product: tRNA-specific adenosine deaminase TAD2
Exons: 9
Coding region: 241-816 (191 amino acids)
Biological process (GO): tRNA wobble adenosine to inosine editing
Molecular function (GO): zinc ion binding; tRNA-specific adenosine-34 deaminase activity
Source: RefSeq, a predicted model, not a curated record